This is a messenger RNA of Coregonus sp. 'balchen', 38958 nucleotides long. The record is from the annotation of a GenBank genome assembly. NCBI's taxonomy places the organism in Eukaryota, Metazoa, Chordata, Actinopteri, Salmoniformes, Salmonidae.
AUGGGUUGGCUUAUAACGCAAACAUCUAGCAACCCAAAGGUUGUGAGUUUGAAUCUGAUCACGGACAACUUUAGCAUUUUAGCUAAUUGGCAAAAAUUCAACUACUUACUACUUUUUAUCUACUUUGCAACUACUUAGCAUGUUAGCUAACCCUUCCCCUAACCCUAACCUUAACCCUUUUAACUAACCCUUCGUCACACCCUAACCUUAACCUUAACCCUUUAACCUAACUCCUAAACUUAACCCUAACCCCUAACCUUAACCCCUAGCCUAGCCUAGCUAACGUUAGCCAGCUAGCUAAUGUUAGCCACCUAGCCACCUAGCUAGAAUUCGUAACAUAUCAUAAGUUUUGCAAAUUCGUAACGUAUUGUACGUUUUGGUAAUUAGUAACAUAUGAUACGAAUUGUAAUUCGUAACAUAUCAUACGAAAUGGGUGAUGGACAUCCAAUUAAAAUACAUACCAUACGAAAUGUAACAUAUCACACUAAAUGGAGUGUCUCGGAUUUUAUGUACAGAAUAAAAUAAAAUGCUCUGAGACCAGGUUGCAACAUAGGAUAUCUCUCUGUUUCUGACACUUCAUUUGUCUCACACACAUGCACAUUUCUCUCUCAUCCCAGCUGUUUCAAAUAGACUCACCCUAUGAGAGGAUGGCCCCGCCCCUGGCACGAUCUGCUCCAGGUGAGCUCAACCAUUGGUGGAGCCAGCUCAGGUUCCGCCUCCAGAACAGGAAGGGGUGGAACGAGAUGCUGGAUGAAACUUUUUUGCUACAGAACAAACGGUGAGUCUCCUAUUGGUAAAAAAAAUAACAGCUACUGACGUAUUGGUUGAUAUUAUGCUGCGUUCAUAACAAGUGGGAGCAACAGUUGUGUGUGUUCACAUGCUUUUAACUAAUUGAGAUUGCAGAUUGGCUAAUGGCAAACAAGCUGAGUCAACCAUAAACUAAAAGUACAGCUAUUUAAAAAACAUCUUAAUAGUUUGGUUUUUUAUAAAUAUUGUUUUGUUGUUGCAUUUAACUGCCAAAAAUGCUGUAAACGAGGUAAUUUCCUUAAUAUAUGACGUCAGAGCUCAGCAUGUGGGAGAAGUCUGAGCUCAGAGAUGAUAGACAGUUUCCCACUAGUAAUUACCAGCUGGAGGGGCGUUCAAGUGGAUUUGCUGAUAUUUACGAGAUGUUCUGAACGCAGCAUUAGAUUUCUAACUUGCAAACACACUCUCUCUCCCACAGAACAAACGACGUCCCUCUCUUCUUUGCCGCCAAAGAGAACAGUGCAGGUUGCAUUAAGAAACUUCUGGACUGUGCGUCCACUAAUAUCUUUGAGAGAGGUGCUCUGGGGGAGACCGUGCUGCAUGUGGCAGUUAUGAAUGAUAACAUGGAAGCUGCUGUAGCUCUGAUGGACGGAGCACCUGAACUCAUCAAUGAGCCCAUGACCUCUGACCUCUUCCUUGGUACAUACACUCUCACAAAUAAUGGACAAACACACUAUAAUAUUAUAAAACUCACACAGAUAUUAAAUCACACAAUCAUAUAUUCUCUCUCUGUCGAUCUCAAUCAGGCAUUUUUUAUUUAUUUUUUUCAGGCAUGACACCUCUCCACGUUGCCGUGGUGAAUCAGAGCGUUAACCUGGUCCGCAGCCUGAUUGGUCGAGGGGCGGAUGUGGCCACACCCAGAGUCACAGGCCUGUACUUCAGGAAGAGAAGAGGAGGGCUGCUCUACCAUGGUAAGAUGACUGUUUGUGGUCUGUAAGGACUAGAGAAGUGCAUUUUGGGAAAUGUGGUUGUUUGAUGCCGUUUGCUUUACUUUAGGUGAGCACAUCCUGACAUUUGCGGCCUGUGUGGGGAAUCAGGACAUCAUCUCCAUGGUGAUCAACGCAGGAGCCAGCACCAGGGCCCAGGACUCCAUUGGUAUGAAACACUUCUCUUUCUUCUCCUCGUCCUCCCCCUCUUCUCUCUUCUCCUUUUUCCAGCAGUUGAAUAUCUCCCUCUCUCCCCCCUAGGUAACACAGUGCUCCACAUCCUGGUCCUGCAGCCUAAUAAGACUAUAGCAUGCAUGGCAUUGGAUCUGCUGUUGGCACACGACGUUGAGCUGGACCAGGCUGUGCCACUGGACAUGGUGCCCAACUACCGUGGCUUAACGCCCUUCAAACUGGCUGCCAAGGAGGGCAACCUUGUGGUGAGGACAGAGAGGAAUAAAGAAAGAAACCGGGGACAUAAUAGGAGAGGAGAAGAGGGAUAGUCUUUCCCCUAUUAUCUUUAAGAUAACCUGUAGUCAAAACCAUCUCCUCCAUACUCAAAUAUACUUUAUACAGUAUAUGUUCUUAUAAAAAUGUCAUUAACCUACAAAUGAAUGGUGCUGCAUUUUCUACGUUUUUCUAUCUCUCUCUCAGGCAUUCCAGCACCUGGUCAACCGGAGGCGAGUCGUCCAAUGGAACCUGGGACCCCUGACCUCUAACCUCUAUGACCUCACAGAGAUCGACUCCUUGGUCGCCGACGACGACCUCUCUGUGCUGGAGCUCAUCGUGGGCAGCCAGAGGAGAGAGGUACAGUACAGUACAGUACACAAACAUGAUACAGUGUAAUAUACACUAUAGGGAAACUGAUGAUGAUGAUGAUCUCCUCCCUCAGGCAAGGAGGAUACUGGAAGUGACUCCUGUUAGGCAGUUGGUCAGUCUCAAGUGGAACCUCUAUGGAAAACACUACUUUAGGUAACAACACAUACAGUGAUCAUGUUCUAAUGUGUUUGAGAUUCUGUCAUUUGUUUAUUUCUAAAGUUGUUUUAACGUUGUUAUUGUGUUGUGUACAGGUUGUUGCUGCUGCUGUACGUCCUGUACAUUGGGAUCUUCACUCUGUGUUGUGUGUGUCGCCCUCUAAAGGAUGCUCCAGAGAAUUACACUGUAUCUGACAUGGACAAAACCAUCCGAGUGCAGAAAUCUCUGAAGGUGGGGGAGACAUGAAGGCCCCUUCAUAUGACAGCCUGUGUGCAAAUCCACAAUCAAAGGUGUUCAUAUUAACCCUUUGUGAUCCACGUGUCUUGUUCUCUGUCCCUGUAGGAGAGUUAUGUGACCUAUGGGGACAACUUGCGUCUGGGAGGAGAGAUGAUCAGUGUCCUGGGUGCCCUGGUUAUUCUGCUACUGGAGGUAAAAUAUACAUUAUCCAAUAGUUUUACAUUUCACUUAUAUUUACACUGUAGAUUAGAUCAGAUUAUUGGCUGUCAAUAUAAUCUGUGUUAUUCCCAAUCCCUAAGAUCCCAGAUAUGCUGAGAGUGGGGGCCAAGCAGUACUUUGGACAGACGGCCCUGGGGGGACCCUUCCAUGUCAUUCUGUACGUCAACCUUGGUACCUAUGUAUCCUUUAUUACCUGCCUAGUGAUGUUAUUAUUAUGUCAUGUCUAUGUAGCAUUUAUACCCUGUGUAAUAACCUGUGUGUUUCCUCCCCAGUAUUGCCUAUGCGAUGCUGGUGGUGCUGCUGUGUGUGUUCAGGGUCAGUGGGGUGCAGGGGGAGGCAGUUGUCAUGGCUGUGUGUCUGGUACUGGGCUGGAGUAACGUCAUGUUCUUCGCCCGAGGCUUUCAGAUGCUGGGGCCUUAUGUCAUCAUGAUACAGAAGGUACGUAAGGGCAGCAGACACACACGCACGCAUGCACACACACACAAACCAGUGGCGUGUGGUGAGGUAGGUGGCUGGGUAAGUACUGUUUUUUAUCAAAGCCAGAUUUACUUACAAAUAAACCUUGAUAAACCCAAGUUCCCCAUACAACAGCUCCAACAACCAGAGUGACAUAGGCUAUUAACCAAAAUUGACAAACAAUGUUCACCAAAUGUUAAUAACAAUGUAGCCAAGAUACACAAGCAAUAGCCUCGGAUGGUGGCAUAUUUCAUAUCAUCUGACAAAAUGACACACUGCUCAUCUCAGAUGAGCCAUAGACCGAUGUCUCAUCUCCAGUUACAACUGAUAGGUGGCACUAAAAUAUCAAUAUAUGGACACAUUUCAUCUGAAUAAUUCGCAAUAGGGGUGUGUCGAUCUCGUCAUACUCAGUUUUAUCACACUUGAGGCUUUGAACACACCGACUGCGAAAUUGCGCAAAAUAGUACGCAGCAUCAUCUAGAUAUGUGUGCAACAAAAGUUAAACAUUCAAUUCUCUACCAUAUUCUUGCAACCCGUUUUACGCAUACAGUUUACGCAUACGUUCGAUAAAUCCAAACGUAUGCACCAACAGGACGCACUGCCACUGCACGCAAUGCUGCAAGGCAAACGCAUCAUUCCCUUGGAAUGAAUGUAUUUGGUGUACAAAACGCAAAGCACAGUCCGGUGUGUUUCAAACGUGAUACUGGUUAAUCGGCUAUACUCAUGAUCGGAAAACUCGGAAGUGCGCUUAAAUGCGGUAAAGCCUAUAAAGCAAGUGUGCAUUACUGCACUAUCACCACGCACGCAUCUCAGAGUGCAUCGUUAUGUUCCUUUUCUCAUUCCACACACGGUUCAAAGGUAACAACCCCACAUUUGAAAAUGCCCAUGAUUACUUCCUAGUCCUUUCAAUUAUCAACGAAUAGGCUAAUAAUUAGCCUAAUGCAUGGCUGGCUACGACUGCCAUUCACUUGCAACUACUUAGCAUGUUAGCUAACCCUUCCCCUAACCCUAACCUUAACCCUUUUAACUAACCCUUCGUCACACCCUAACCUUAACCUUAACCCUUUAACCUAACUCCUAAACUUAACCCUAACCCCUAACCUUAACCCCUAGCCUAGCCUAGCUAACGUUAGCCAGCUAGCUAAUGUUAGCCACCUAGCCACCUAGCUAGAAUUCGUAACAUAUCAUAAGUUUUGCAAAUUCGUAACGUAUUGUACGUUUUGGUAAUUAGUAACAUAUGAUACGAAUUGUAAUUCGUAACAUGUCAUACGAAAUGGGUGAUGGACAUCCAAUUAAAAUACAUACCAUACGAAAUGUAACAUAUCACACUAAAUGGAGUGUCUCGGAUUUAUGUACAGAAUAAAAUAAAAUGCUCUGAGACCAGGUUGCAGCAUAGGAUAUCUCUGUUUCUGACACUUCAUUUGUCUCACACACAUGCACAUUUCUCUCUCAUCCCAGCUGUUUCAAAUAGACUCACCCUAUGAAAGGAUGGCCCCGCCCCUGGCACGAUCUGCUCCAGGUGAGCUCAACCAUUGGUGGAGCCAGCUCAGGUUCCGCCUCCAGAACAGGAAGGGGUGGAACGAGAUGCUGGAUGAAACUUUUUUGCUACAGAACAAACGGUGAGUCUCCUAUUGGUAAAGAAAAUAACAGCUACUGAAGUGUUGGUUGAUAUUAUGCCCCAAGUGGGAGCAACAGUUGUGUGUGUUCACAUGCUUUUAACUCAUUGAGAUUGCAGAUUGGCUAAUGGCAAACAAGCUGAGUCAACCAUAAACUAAAAGUACAGCUAUUUAAAAACCAUCUUAAUAGUUUGGUUUUUUAUAAAUAUUGUUUUGUUGUUGCAUUUAACUGCCGAAAAUGCUGUAAACGAGGUCAUUUCCUUAAUAUGUGACGUCAGAGCUCAGCAUGAGGGAGAAGUCUGAGCUCAGAGAUGAUAGACAGUUUCCCACUAGUAAUUACCAGCUGGAGGGGCGUUUAAAAGGAAUUUCCCAGUCGUAUGCUGAUAUUUUUAAGAAUUUACAAGAUGUUCUGAACGCAGCAUUAGAUUUCUAACUUGCAAACACACUCUCUCUCCCAUAGAACAAACGACGUCCCUCUCUUCUUUGCGGCCAAAGAGAACAGUGCAGGUUGCAUUAAGAAACUUCUGGACUGUGCGUCCACUAACAUCUUUGAGAGAGGUGCUCUGGGGGAGACCGCUCUGCAUGUGGCAGUUCUGAAUGAUAACAUGGAAGCUGCUGUAGCUCUGAUGGACGGAGCACCUGAACUCAUCAAUGAGCCCAUGACCUCUGACCUCUUCCUUGGUACAUACACUCUCACAAACAAAGGACAAACACACUAUAAUAUUAUAAAACUCACACAGAUAUUCAAUCACACAAUCAUAUAUUCUCUCUCUGUCGAUCUCAAUCAGGCAUGACACCUCUCCACGUUGCCGUGGUGAAUCAGAACGUUAACCUGGUCCGCAGCCUGAUUGGUCGAGGGGCAGAUGUGGCCACACCCAGAGUCACAGGCCUGUACUUCAGGAAGAGAAGAGGAGGGCUGCUCUACUAUGGUAAAAUGACUGUUUGUGGUCUGUAAGGACUAGAGAAGUGCAUUUUGGGAAAUGUGGUUGUUUGAUGCCGUUUGCUUUACUUUAGGUGAGCACAUCCUGGCAUUUGCGGCCUGUGUGGGGAAUCAGGACAUCAUCUCCAUGGUGAUCAACGCAGGAGCCAGCACCAGGGCCCAGGACUCCAAUGGUAUGAAACACUUCUCUUUCUUCUCCUCGUCCUCCUCCUCUUCUCUCUUCUCCUUUUUUCAGCAGUUGAAUAUCUCCCUCUCUCCCCCCUAGGUAACACAGUGCUCCACAUCCUGGUCCUGCAGCCCAAUAAGACUAUAGCAUGCCUGGCAUUGGAUUUGCUGUUGGCACACGACGUUGAGCUGGACCAGGCUGUGCCACUGGACAUGGUGCCCAACUACCGUGGCUUAACGCCCUUCAAACUGGCUGCCAAGGAGGGCAACCUUGUGGUGAGGACAGAGAGGAAUAGAGAAAGAAACCGGGGACAUAGUAGGAGAGGAGAAGAGGGAUAGUGUUUCCCCUAUUAUCUUUAACAUAACCUGUAGUCAAAACCAUCUCCUCCAUACUCAAAUAUACUUUAUACAGUAUAUGUUCUUAUAAAAUGUAAUUAACCUACAAAUGAAUGGUGCUGCAUUUUCUACGUUUUUCUCUCUCCCAGGCAUUCCAGCACCUGGUCAACCGGAGGCGAGUGGUCCAGUGGACCCUGGGACCCCUGACCUCUAACCUCUAUGACCUCACAGAGAUCGACUCCUUGGUCGCCGACGACGACCUCUCUGUGCUGGAGCUCAUCGUGGGCAGCCAGAAGAGAGAGGUACAGUACAGUACAGUACACAAACAUGAUACAGUGUAAUAUACAUUAUAGGGAAACUGAUGAUGAUGAUGAUCUCCUCCCUCAGGCAAGGAGGAUACUGGAAGUGACUCCUGUUAGGCAGUUGGUCAGUCUCAAGUGGAACCUCUAUGGAAAACACUACUUUAGGUAACAACACAUACAGUGAUCAUGUUCUGAUGUGUUUGAGAUUCUGUCAUUUGUCUAUUUCUAAUGUUGUUUUAACGUUGUUAUUGUGUUGUGUACAGGUUGUUGCUGCUGCUGUACGUCCUGUACAUUGGGACCUUCACACUGUGCUGUGUGUGUCGCCCUCUAAAGGACGCUCCAGAGAAUUACACUGUAUCUGACAUGGACAAAACCAUCCGCGUGCAGAAAACUCUGAAGGUGGGGGAGACAUGAAGGCCCCUUCAUAUGACAGCCUGUGUGCAAAUCCACAAUCAAAGGUGUUCAUAUUAACCCUUUGUGAUCCACGUGCCUUGUUCUCUGUCCCUGUAGGAGAGUUAUGUGACCUAUGGGGACAACUUGCGUCUGGCAGGAGAGAUGAUCAGUGUCCUGGGUGCCCUGGUUAUUCUGCUACUGGAGGUAAAAUAUACAUUAUCCAGUAGUUUUACAUUUCACUUAUAUUUACACUGUAGAUUAGAUCAGAUUAUUGGCUGUCAAUAUAAUCUGUGUUAUUCCCAAUCCCUAAGAUCCCAGAUAUGCUGAGAGUGGGGGCCAAGCAGUACUUUGGACAGACGGCCCUGGGGGGACCCUUCCAUGUCAUUCUGUACGUCAACCUUGGUGCCUUUGUAUCAUUUAUUACCUGCCUAGUGCUGUUAUUGUUAUGUCAUGUCUAUGUAGCAUUUAUAACCUGUGUAAUAACCUGUGUGUUUCCUCCCCAGUAUUGCCUAUGCGAUCCUGGUGGUGCUGCUGUGUGUGUUCAGGGUCAGUGGGGUGCAGGGGGAGGCAGUUGUCAUGGCUGUGUGUCUGGUGUUGGGCUGGAGUAACGUCAUGUUCUUCGCCAGGGGAUUUCAGAUGCUGGGGCCUUAUGUCAUCAUGAUACAGAAGGUAUGUAAGGGCAGCAAACACACACACACGCACGCGUGCACACACACACAAACCAGUGGCUUGUGGUGAGGUCGGUGGCUGGGUAAAUACUGUUUUUUAUCAAAGCCAGAUUUACUUCCAAAUAAAUCUUGAUAAACCCAAGUUCCCCAUACAACAGCUCCAACAACCAGAGUGACAUAGGCUAUUAACCAAAAUUGACAAACAAUGUUCACCAAAUGUUAAUAACAAUGUAGCCAAGAUACACAAGCAAUAGCCUCGGAUGGUGGCAUAUUUCAUAUCAUCUGACAAAAUGACACACUGCUCAUCUCAGAUGAGCCAUAGACCGAUGUCUCAUCUCCAGUUACAACUGAUAGGUGGCACUAAAAUAUCAAUAUAUGGGCACAUUUAAUCCGAAUAAUUCGCAAUAGGUGUGUGUCGAUCUCGUCAUACUCCGUUUUAUCACACUUGAGGCUUUAAACACACCGACUGCGAAUUUGCGCAAAAUAGUACGCAGCAUCAUCUAGAUAUGUGUGCAACAAAAGUUAAACAUUCACAUUCUGCUACCAUUUCUGUCAACCCGUUUACGCAUACAGUUUAACGCAUACGUUCGAUAAAUCCAACGUAUGCACCACACAGAACGCACUGCAACUGCAACGCAAUGCCGCAAGGAAAACGCAGCGUUCCAUUGGAAAUGAAUGUACUUCCGGUGUACCAAAACGCAAAGCACAGUCGGUGUGUUCAAAGCGUGAUACUCGUAAUCGGAUUUACUCAUGAUCGGAAAACUCGGAAGUGCGCUUUAAAUGCCGGUAAAUCCUAUAAAGCAAGUGUGCAUUACUGCACUAUCACUCAGAGCACAUCUCAGAGUGCAUCGUUAUGUUCCUUUACUCAUUCACACACUGUUCAAAGGUAAACGACCCCGACAUUUGAAAAUGCACAUGAUUUACUUACUUAGUCCUAUUCAAUUAUCAAUGAAAUAGGCUAAUAAAUAGCCUAAUGCAUGGCUGGCUACUACUGCCAAUUCACUUGCCCCAUAUACACGGAGUGUACAAAAUAUUAAGGACACCUGCUCUUUCCAUGACAGACUGACCAGGUGAAUCCAGGUGAACGCUAUGAUCCCUUAUUGAUGUCACUUGUUAAAUUCACUUAAAUCAGUGUAGAUGAAGGGGAGAAGACAGGUUAAAGAAUGAUUUUUUAGCCUUGAGACAAGUGAGACAUGGAUUGUGUAUGUGUGACAUUCAGAGGCUUAAUGGGCAAGACAAAUAUGUAAGUGCCUUUGAACUGGGUAUGGUAGUAGGUGCCAGGCGCACCGGUUUGUGUCAAGAACUGUAACGCUGCUGGGUUUUACACGCUCAAUAGUUUCCUGUGUGUAUCAAGAAUGGUCCACUACCAUGGCCCUUUUCCCUUUAUCCAGGUUACAACCUCUCACUUUCAGUUAAAUGAAAAUGGAACCUUUUUCAAAAUAUCACCCUUUCUAAAACAAGCCAUACAAAGCUGGUUGCAAUUCCAGUUUCAUCCUCCAGAAAAGACAGAACAAAUAUUGCAACAAACAAUAUGGAUAAAUUCAAAUAUACUAAUUGAUAAUAAUAAUCAAAAACAAUCUUUAUGGAAAAAUAAAAUAAAAAAGGAAUUAUCUUUGUUAAUGUUAUUUUGAAUAGGAAAGGUGGAGUUAUGUUACAUGUGCAGUUAACACAAAUAUAUGGAAAAGUUUGCUCUAUCCAAAAUUACAACCAACUGAUUGCAGAAUUACGCAAAAAUGGAGAAGGCAAGUGGAAGGGGGAGAAGGUAAGGAACUUUUUGCUUGCCCUUUACUAAAGACCAAAAUUGGCAAAAAUAAAUAAAUAUAUAUAUAUCAGUUUUACUUGAGGACCAAAAUGUUGACCAGAGAUUUUCGAUAUUCCGAUUCCGCGGUGCAACUAAAUAUUGGAAGGUGUCCUUAAUGUUUUGUACACUCAGUGUAUUGUUUCACUUUCGAGAGGAGCAAAACUUUUCUCUCAGGACACUUGUGCAAUAACAUUUGUACAAUCCAAAGAAACUAUCUACAUUUUUCAUUUUAUUUUCUUGUGCAAUAACAUUUGUACAAUCCAAAGAAACUAUCUACAUUUUUCAUUUUAUUUUCUAAUGAUCUGUCACUCCGUAAACAUGUCUGGGCAAGAAUAAACAAUAAUAGCUAGCAAGCAUGGGCUUGGAUCACGACAUAACGACAGACGUCGUCAGCAAUGGAAUACUUAUAUGGACAGACAAAUAGGCCUACUAAACAACGCCAAGUAGACAGACAAAAACAACCAUAUGGCCUCAGCAAAGUCGACAGGAAAUAACUACAUUGAACAACAAUGACUAGCUAUGGUUUCUGAUUCAUACAUGAUGUUUGGAGAAGGGAAGACUUGUGCCCUGAGACGAGUGACUGUGAGUGAGUGAAACAGACCCGCGCGUGUGUCUGUAUGGAGAAACGAGAGUAGAGGAAGAGCAGCUUCUUCUAAUCCAAUCGUUGCAGCAGGCUCAACCGAUACCCCACCCGUUUCUUUACAGACAGAAGAACUAGCCAAUAGUUGUUUAGAGCACACAGCGCUUCACACUGUUUGAGUUAAAGAGAGAUAGAUGUGUGCUGGCAGCUCAAAAUUACUAUUUUCCGAUCACAGAUAAUUACAUAAAAUACUCUUAUCAAAAUUAAUAUCCGUUACUCGGCACACCCCUAAUUCGCAAGGCAAACUCCAUAGGCUUUCACAAUGGAUUUACAAUUCUUCCAAUGCGCAGAAAUUGAAAUGACUGACAAAUGCCGUUAAAAAUGUCAAAUCAAUGUCUUAUCAAAUAGAAAUUCUAGCUUGAUAAAUACAAUGCAUUCCAAGGGAUGUUGUCUAUUCUUAUGAUUUAACAGUAGCCUAACCCAUAAAUUGCAAAGGGAAAUGCAUUUAGGCCUACCUUUACUUGUAAAUUAAGUCCAUUCGUCUGGUGAACCUCUCAGUGACAGCUUUGUAGAAGUCACAGCAGAACCCCAUGUCCAUUAUUUUAUUAUUUUAUUCUGCACAGCAGGCCCACGGUUGUGUGGGAGACACAUCCCCAAGUCCUCCUUCGGUUCCAUUUUCACACUGACACAAAAAUUCAUUCCCAUUCCCAUUACGUCCACAAAGCAAACGUGAAUGUCCAAGAUGUGUAAAAGUCAGGGUAAAAAGUUUUCAUUGGUAAUGACGUUUCAGACAAGUCGACAGUCCAGUAUUCACUGUUCGCUUGCCCAACUACUAGCAGUGAGGGAGAUGGUGAUUGCCUGUCAUGUCACGUCUUGCUUGUAGAGCUUCAGUAUGCUGCCUCUGUCUGUUCUUAACUUUCAUUAUAAACUGUUCGAGGUGCAAUAGUGUCCAUUUGUCAGGUUGUUUUUGCUAGCUAGCUUUGUUCAGUUCAGGGGAUACGAGUGCCAAAUUAUGUAGACGCCCAAAUGUGUACAGCUUAACCCAGACAAUACCCACGCAACAUGUUUAGGCAAUACGAAUGCGCAAAAUAUGAAAUCGGCUCAAUGCAACGAAUGAAGCUACUUCAAGCUAGGCAAUGCAGCGACGCCUAUGCUGACCCUAUCCAUUUACAGUGACUGGACUCAGAAACGGCCGUGGCGUCAACCAUUUUAAUGUAUUUGAAUGUCUGGAAAGGAAGGCAUGAAUACGCUGGUGCCUUUCCUGAGGCUUGGAUGUAGUUUUAAGAUAAAAAAAAAACUACCAGAAUCAUUGAAAAAAACAUUAGAUAACAAAAACAAUUAAAAUGUGUUUUUUCAUAACAUCUUUUUUAUUAGAUUAUCACUGGGUAAGCACUGCCUACCCUGGCUGCACAUCACAGACACACACACACACAGAGAGAGAGAGAGAGACACACAUAAGCAUUUGCAAAGCAUGUGCAAAGUUAUUAAAGUGGUUGGUAAUAUCAAAGGGCUUGUUCAUAACAAAACCCUUUGAAAUUGCCAACCACAUUAAUAACUUUUUUGUUGACAAGAUUAGCAAAUUUAGGUAUGACAUGCAAACAACAAAUGCUGAGCCUUCAUAUUCAUGCAUAAUGGAUCAAAUAAUGAAAGCAAGAACUGUAGUUUUGAGUUCCAAAAAGUAGGUGUGGAAGAGGUGAUUUUUUUGUUGUUGUUGCUAUCUAUAAAUAAGGACAAACCACCUGGUACAGACAACCUGGAUGGUAAAUACAUUGUGACAUGCUCAGCACUGACACAAAUGACUGAUGAUUGGCUGAAAGAAAGUGAUAGUAAGAAGAUUGUGGGAGCUGUUUUGUGCAGCUUUUGAUGUCAUUGAUCAUGACCUAUUGCUUAAAAAACGUAGGUGUUACGGAUUUGCAAUCCUUACUAUGGAUUGAGAGUUACCUAUCUAAUAGAACACAGAUGGUUUUCGUUAAUGGAAGCCUCUCUCAUGCAAAUUCCGUUGAUUGUGGUGUACCGCAGGGCAGCCGGCUAGGGCCAUUAUUGUUUUCUGUUUUUACAAAUUACCUUCCACUCAUCAUGAAUAAAGCAUGUGUGUCUAUGUACGCUGACAACUCAACAGUAUACACGUCGGCUGCAACAGUAAAAUAAAUAACUGAGACACUUAACAUAUAGCUCCAGUCAGUUUUAGAAUGUGUAACUAGCAAUAGGCUGGUGCUAAAUAUCUCAAAAACUAAAGCAUAAUUUUUGGGACAAAUCACUCGCUCAAUGCUAAACCUUGUUUAGAUCUAUUAUUGAAUAGUGUGGCUAUUGAGCAAGUUGAGGAGACUAAACUGCUGGUUGUAACCCUAGAUAGCAAGCAUUUAUGGUCAAAACAGAUCGACUCAAUGGUUGCUAAAAUGGGAAGAGGUCUGUCCAUGAUAGGGCGUUGCUCUGCCUUCUUGACAUCUCAGUCGACCAGACAGGUCCUAUAGGCCCUAGUUUUGUCGCACCUGGACUACUGCCCAGCUGUGUGGUCAUGUGCGGCAAAGAAGGACAUAGGUAAAUUGCAGUUGGUCCAGAACAAAGCAGCAUGUAUCGCACUUAGAUGUACAUGGAGGGAAAGUCUCAGUAACAUGCAUUUCAGUCUCUCCUGGCUCAAAGUUGAGGAGAGAUUGACUGCAUCACUAUUGGUCUUUGUGCGAGUUAUUGAUGUGUUGAAGGUGCCAAACUGUCUGUUCAAGCAGUUUGCACACAGUUCGGAUACUCAUUCGUACAACACAAGACAUGCAACCAGAGGUCCCUUCACAGUCCCCAGGUCCAGAACAGAGGCUGGGAAACGCACAAUAUUAAAUAGAGCCAUGACUACAUGGAACUCUCUGCCACCACAGGUAACUCAAGCUAAAAAUAAAACCAGUUUAAAAAAACAGAUAAAAGAACACAUUACUGCACAAAGGGGACUGUGAAGAGACACAGCCAUUUUAUAUAUAUUGUAUUGUAAUUUGUACUGUACUAUGUAUUAGACCUAGAUAUUGUUUGUAUGUACUGAUAUGUAGGCUAUGUGUGACGUUUUAAAUUGAUGCAUUUCAAUCCUUGACAAAUAAUGUUCUGUACUAUGUAUUAUGUCAUGUUUCAUGUGGACCCCAGGAAAAGUAGCUGAUGCUUUUGCAGCGGCUAAUGGGGAUCCUAAUAAAUACUAAAUACGAAAAAAAGACUGUAGAAUGUGUGGUUUUGCUGUUUUGAUUCCCAAUAUUAAACUGUUGUGGUGUUUUGUCUAAUUUCCUCCUAGAUUAUAUUUGGAGACCUCACCAAGUUCAUGUGGCUGAGCUUCAUCAUGCUCAUAGGGUUUUCCACCUGUAAGUACAUUCUGUUUAAGAGAAACUGCAUCAGCAAAACUUGGCAUUUCAAAUAAGCCAAUUGCUGACAAUUGUAUAAAAAAAACGAAUUCCUCUUUUUAUUCACUGGUUAUUGUUAUCUCUCUUUCUCUUUCUUUCUCUCUCUCCCUCACCCUCCCUCCCUCCCAUCCAGCCCUGUGGAUGGUGUACAUGACUCAGGACCCAGACUCUCUGCCUGCGUACCGCUCCUUCCCCAUCACUCUGUUCUCCCAGUUUGAGCUGAGUGUGGGUCUGAUAGACCUGCCAGUGGACCACACCAUCACAACGCCCCCUAUUGUCCAUGUGCUGCACUGCACCUUCUCUGUGGUGUCCUACAUACUGCUGCUCAACCUGCUCAUAGCCAUGAUGAGUGAUACACACUGGAGAGUAGCCCAGGAGAGGGACGAGCUCUGGAGGACACAGGUGUGCAUCAGUGUGACACACAUGCACACACACCCACAUGCACACACACAAAAACACACAGUCUCUCCUAUAGUGCCUUCAGAAAGUAUUCACACCCCUUGACUUUUUCCAUAUUUUGUUGUUUUACAUCCUGAAUUUAAAAUUGAUAAAUUGAGAUUUGUUGUCACUGGCCUACACACCAUUUAUUUUAACAAAUUCAUUAAAAAUGAAAAGCGGAAAUGUCUUGAGUCAAUAAGUAUUCAAUACCUUUGUUAUGGCAAGCCUAAAUAAGUUCAGGAGUAAAUAAUGUGCCUAAGAAGUCACAUAAUACGUUGCAUGGACUCACUGUGCAAUAAUAGUGUUUAACAUGAUUUUUGAAUGACUACCUCAUCUCUGUACCCCACACAUCAAAUUAUCUGUAAGGUCCCACAGUCGAGCAGUGAAUUUCAAACACAGAUUCAACCAUAAAGACCAGGGAGGUUUUCCAAUGCCUCGCAAAGAAGGGCACCUAUUGGUAGAUGGGUAAAAAUAAAAAAGCAGACAUUGAAUAUCCCUUUGAGCAUGGUGAAGUUAUUAAUUACGCUUUGGAUGGUGUAUCAAUACACCCAGUCACUACAAAGAUACAGAUGUCCUUCCUAACUCAGUUGCCGGAGAGGAAGGAAACCGCUCAGGGAUUUCACCAUGAGGCCAAUGGUGACUUGAAAACAGUUACAGAGUUUAAUGGCUAUGAUAGGUGAAAACUGAGGAUGGAUCAACAACAUUGUAGUUACUCCACAAUACAAACCUAAUUGACAGAGUGAAAAGAAGGAAGCCUGUACAGAAUACAAAUAUUCCAAAACAUGCAUCCUGUUUGCAACGAGGCACUAAGUAAUACUGCAAAAAAAUUUGCAAAGCAAUUAACUAUUUAUCCUGAAUACAAAAGUGUUAUGUUUGGGGCAAAUCCAAUACAACACAUUACUUACUGAGUACCACUCUCCAUAUUUUCAAGCAUGGUGGUGGCUAUAUCAUGUUAUGGGUAUGCUUGUAAUCAUUAAGGACUGAGGAGGUUUUCAGGAUAAAAAUAAACGGAGUGGAGCUAAGCACAGGCAAAAUCCUAGAGGAAAACCUGAUUCAGUCUGCUUUCCACCAGACACUGGGAGAUGAAUUCACCUUUCAGCAGGAGAAUAACCUAAAACACAUGGGCAAAUCUACACUGGAGUUGCUUACCAAGAAGACAGGUUCCUGAGUAGCCGAGUUACAGUUUUGACUUAAAUCUACUUGAAAAUCUACGGCAAGACCUGAAAAUGGUUGUCUAUCAAUAAUCAACAACCAAUUUGACAGAGCUUGAAGAAUGUUUUAAAAGAAUAAUGGGCAAAUGUUGAUCAAUCCAGGUGUGGAAAGCUCUUAGAGACUUACGCAGAAAGACUCACAGCUAUAAUCGCUGCCAAAAGUGCUUAUACAAAGUAUUGACUCAGGGGUGUGAAAUCUUAUGUAAAUUAGAUAUUUAUGUAUUUCAUUUUCAAUAAAUAUGCAAACAUGUCUAAAAACAUGUUUUCACUUUGUCAUUAUGGGGUAUUGUGUGUAGAUGGAUGAGAAAUAAAAUAAAUGUAAUCCAUUUUGAUUUCAGGCUGUAACAAAAUGUGGAAUAAGUCAAGGGGUAUGAAUACUUUCUGAAGGCACUAUGCAUACUCCAUACAAAUAGCUUAAAACCAUGAUGAACAUGAUGAGAGUGUAUACAGCGUCCCAAUCAGUGCCAUGUUAAUGAUCCUUAUGUCCUCUGUCCCUGCUCACUGUGUGUAGGUGGUGGCCACUACCCUGAUGUUGGAGAGGAGGUUGCCCCGCUGCCUGUGGCCCCGGCUGGGGGUAUGUGGCCUACUCUACGGCCUGGGGGAGCGGUGGUACCUCCGGUAAGAAAGCACUGGACAACACUUGGUUUAACUGUCCUAUUGUUGUACUCUCUUAGGUGUGGUGGUGUUAACAAUGUUUCCCCAUCAUAUACAGGCUUUAUAUUAUAAUGACUCUCUUAAUGUCUCGAUUGCAGGGUUGAGGAUCGCAACGACCCACUGGUGCAAAAGAUGCGUCGCUACAUCCAAGCCUUCUCUAAGGAUGAGGACCAGAGCAAGGAGCAUGAGGAGAUGGAGAACACUGACAUGUCAAAAGGACCUGUAACCCCUCUGAAUAGACCCAAACACAGUGGCGGAAUAGAUGGAAACAGGAAAUCCCUGGCAUGCUGGCAGAUGAUUCGCCACAGCACUCUGGGUUUAGAUGUGGAACAGGAAGAGCUUGACGAUGACCAGGAAGUAAGAUACGUCUGAGGGUUAAGACAGCAAAACAGAUGAUUAUAUUGUAAUUAUAUAAUAUACAGUUGAAGUCGGAAGUUUCCAUACACUUAGGUUGGAGUCAUUAAAACUCGUUUUUCAACCACAUUUAUUUUUAACAAACUAUAGUUUUGGCAAGUCGGUUAGGACAUCUACUUUGUGCAUGACACAAGUAAUUUUUCCAAGAAUUGUUUACAGACAGAUUAUUUCACUUAUAAUUCACUGUAUCACAAUUCCAGUGGGUCAGAUGUUUACAUACACUAAGUUGACUGUGCCUUUAAACAGCUUGGAAAAUUCCAGAAAAUGAUGUCAUGGCUUUAGAAGCUUCUGACAGGCUAAUUGACAUAAUUUGAGUCAAUUGGAGGUGUACCCGUGGAUGUAUUGCAAGGCCUACCUUCAAACUCAGUGCCUCUUUGCUUGACAUCAAGGGAAAAUCAAAAGAAAUCAGCCAAGACCUCAGAAAAAAAUAUGUAGACCUCCACAAGUCUGGUUCAUCCUUGGGAGCAAUUUCCAAACGCCUGAAGGUACCACGUUCAUCUGUACAAACAAUAGUACGCAAGUAUAAACACCAUGGGACCACGCAGCCGUCAUACUGCUCAGGAAGGAGACGCGUUCUGUCUCCUAGAGAUGAACAUACUUUGGUGUGAAAAGUGCAAAUCAAUCCCAGAACAACAGCAAAGGACCUUGUGAAGAUGCUGGAGGAAACAGGUACAAAAGUAUCUAUAUCCACAGUAAAACGAGUCCUAUAUCGACAUAACCUGAAAAGCCGUUCAGCAAGGAAGAAGCCACUGCUCCAAAACCGCCAUAAAAAAGCCAGACUACGGUUUGCAACUGCACACUUCACAAAAUAGAUGGCAUCAUGAGGAAGGAAAAUUAUGUGGAUAUAUUGAAGCAACAUCUCAAGACAUCAGUCAGGAAGUUAAAGCUUGGUCGCAAAUGGGUCUUCCAAGUGGCCUAUGACCCCAAGCAUACUUCCAAAGUUGUGGCAAAAAUGCUUAAGGACAACAAAGUCAAGGUAUUGGAGUGUCCAUUACAAAGCCCUGACCUCAAUCCUAUAGAAAAUGUUUGGGCAGAACUGAAAAAGCGUGUGUGAGCAAGGAGGCCUACAAACCUGACUCAGUUACACCAGCUCUGUCAGGAGGAAUUAGCCAAAAUUCACCCAACUUAUUAUGGGAAGCUUGUGGAAGGUUACCCGAAACGUUUGACCCAAGUUAAACAAUUUAAAGGCAAUGCUACCAAAUACUAAUUGAGUGUAUGUAAACUUCUGACCCACUUGGAAUGUGAUGAAAUAAAUAAAAGCUGAAAUAAAUAAUUCUCUCUACUAUUAUUCUGACAUUUCACAUUCUUAAAAUAAAGUGGUGAUCCUAACUGACCUAAGACAGGGAAUUUUUACUAGGAUUAGAUGUCAGGAAUUGUGAAAAACUGAGUUUAAAUGUAUUUGGCUAAGGUGUAUGUAAACUUCCGACUUCAACUGUAUGUGUGAUACAAUUAUGUAUGCAGUAUUAUGUGUGGAAAACAAAUGAUUGUAUUGUAGUAGCUAGUGUAUAUGGGUAAGGCUGGGUUGAAAUGUAGACUAGAUUCAUUUGGAAUCUUCUUGGACCAUGUAUGUUGCUUUAUCAUUCCAAGUAAACCUCAUGAAUAGUUUUUAUUAAAGAUUUUACAUUAAACUGUUUGUUUUUUACUGGGACAAAUUAUAUUGAACUUUUUUUUCCUUCAGGAUUGUAAAUCAGAACAUAAAACCUAAUGAUUGGUUAAUGCACAUAAUAAUGUAGAUCAUUAUUACAUUCAAAUUCAUUAAGUAAACAUAUAGAAACAUCUCACCAAAACAAGCAAAUAAGUGCAUUAUUCAUCUUUUACAUUAGUGCAAAUUCUAACUGAAACUAGCAGGCGGACUUGAUUGUUCUUCACAAGGCAUAACUAACUGUAAUGUGAUUUUAUUUACCAUCAUUGGUUAUACCUGGAUGUCUAAUUAAUUAUAACAUAGACUUGGGUCAUACAGUGUAUAAUAAUGGUUUAAAAGGCUAUUGAUAGAGAUGUGUAAUCGUGGUUUAAAAGGUUAUUGAUAGAGAUGUGCAAUCAUGGUUUUAAUUGUAAGGUACUGUAUUAGUGGGUUAAAAGAGUUGCCAAUUAAUGACCUACUCAACAGUUUAGAUAUGCAGAUGCAAACCACAUUAAUAGUAGGCUCGACCAAGGAAAUGUGUCUGUAAUUAAAAUUCGGAACUGGGAAAACUGUACAUUCACUGUCCUCUCUCACACACACGCUCAGGGUGUUUGUCAAUAUGCAUACUACCGUGCUCUACACUCUCAUGCUCCGAGUGCAUUUUCCGACCACGUUCGCUUGAGUACGUUCUUGUGAGGACGAGAGUGUAGAGAAUACUUAAAACAAUACAUUUGAGAAGCACUCGCAUUCCCCCUACUUUAUAACCUCACGCUUCAUCUCCCCAUUCACUGAACCUUCUUCCAGCCAGGAUAAUGGCAACAAUAGACAAAACAAGAUAUACACAAAGCAAACAUUUUACUUCAUAUUUAUAAGAUAGAUAUGUGAAUUGUAAUAAUGUAGCUAACCAGAUAGAUUAACAGGCAAAAAUUACCUAAAACUAAUAUUAUGCAAGAUACUCAAUUCUUCGUGGGUAGCUAGCUAACAACUCUUUGUGGCUAUCUAGCUAGCUAACGGUAAUAGUAGCUAGCCAGUUAGCCCUAUUGACUUAUUAUGGGCUUGCUAUCUACGGUACUUAGGCAGGUAAACAUGCCAAACUUAACACAGCAUGUAUUUAUUAACGUAUCCAGAUAAAAUAUUGUAGCCAGGCAACAUAUGAGAUGUGAAUAGGCAACAUUUCAUUCCGAAGUCGGAGUGUAUUUUCUCUCGCUUCAGCUCAAAUAGUGUCCGCCAUUUCAAGAAAUGUUGCAUAAUUUUUUAUGUGGUUGCAUCAUAUUUCUUUGCAUAUUUUCAGUUGAAGCUUGCAUCAAUGCAUGCUUCAAAAUAUGUACAAACGGAGUACGCAUUCGAGAAGUGCCCUCCGUGCUCCGUUUCGCAUACUUUGAUUUGGACUCAUACUCCCGUGCUCCAAUUUGCGUGCUUGGAGAACAGUAGUAUGCAUUUUGAGAAACACCCUCAGUCUCUCUCUAUUCCUCUUUUUCCUCUAUUAUUCCUCUCUUGCGUAUUAAAAGUAGAAAUAAUGUUUAUUGCUUUGAUAGGACAUUAUCAGAGCUCCAUUAAUUUGGAAUUAGUUGAGACAUAUGUAAUAAUAAUGCAAUAAUCUUAUUAUAAUAAUAUUUAUGGUUUAGGCGGGGUAUCUGUAAAGCACUUUGUGACAACUGCUUAUGUAAAAAGGGCUUUAUAAAAUACACUUAAUUGUUUGAAUUUGAUUCAUAAUAUAAUAACAGAGCUGUAGCCACCUGUAACUGGUCUGUCUCUGGCACAGGGCUGGUCAGGAGAAGCUUCAGCAUAAAAAAGAGUAUAUAGCCUAAGGCAAACUUUUUUUAAUAAAGAGUAAACCUACAGUAAUACAGUAAGAUAAAAUAUAUAUAUACUGAUGUAUUCUGAGGUAAGUGGAACACAGCGUUGUACGAGAUCUUCAGUUUCUUGGCAAUUUCUCGCAUAGAAUAGCCUUCAUUUCUCUGAACAAGAAUAGACAGAUGAGUUUCAGAAGAAAGUUAUUUGUUUCUGGCCAUUUUGAUCCUGUAAUCGAACACACCAUUGCUGAUGCUCCAGAUACUCAACUAGUCUCAAGAAAGCCAGUUUUAUUGCUUCUUUAAUCAGCACAACAGUUUUCAGCUGUGCUAACAUAAUUGCAAAAGGGUUUUCUAAUGAUCAAUUAGCCUUUUAAAAUGAUAAACUUGGAUUAGCAAACACAACGUGCCAUUGGAACACAGGACUGAUGGUUGCUGAUAAUGGGCCUCUAUACGCCUAUGUAGAUAUUCCAUUAAAAAUCAGCCGUUUCCAGCUACAAUAGCCAUUUACAACAUUAACAAUGUCUACACUGUAUUUCUGAUCAAUUUGAUGUUAUUUGAAUGGACAAAAAAUGUGUUUUUCUUUUAAAAAACAAAGACAUUUCUAAGAGACCCCAAACUUUUAAACGGUAGUUAAAAAUAAAUGCACUGUUGGUUAAGGGCUGUAAGUAAGCAUUUCACUGUAAUGUCUGCACCUGAUGUAUUCGGCGCAUGUGGCCAAAUUAAAUUUGAUUUGAUUUGAUUUGAUUUAGUGUACAUAUACAUACAGUGAGGGGAAAAAGUAUUUGAUCCCCUGCUGAUUUUGUACGUUUGCCCACUGACAAAGAAAUGAUCAGUCUAUAUUUUAAUGGUAGGUUUAUUUGAACAGUGAGAGACAGAAUAACAACAAAAAAAUCCAGAAAAACGCAUGUCAAAAAUGUUAUAAAUUGAUUUGCAUUUCAAUGAGGGAAAUAAGUAUUUGACUCCUCUGCAAAACAUGACUUAGUACUUGGUGGCAAAACCCUUGUUGGCAUUCACAGAGGUCAGAUGUUUCUUGUAGUUGGCCACCAGCUUUGCACACAUCUCAGGAGGGAUUUUGUCCCACUCCUCUUUGCAGAUCUUCUCCAAGUCAUUAAGGUUUCGAGGCUGACGUUUGGCAACUCGAACCUUCAGCUCCCUCCACAGAUUUUCUAUGGGAUUAAGGUCUGGAGACUGGCUAGGCAACUCCAGGACCUUAAUGUGCUUCUUCUUGAGCCACUCCUUUGUUGCCUUGACCGUGUGUUUUGGGUCAUUGUCAUGCUAGAAUAUCCAUCCACGACCCAUUUUCAAUGCCCUGGCUGAGGGUUCUCACCCAAGAUUUGACGGUACAUGGCGCCGUCAAUCGUCCCUUUGAUGCGGUGAAGUUGUCCUGUCCCCUUAGCAGAAAAACACCCACAAAGCAUAAUGUUUCCACCUCCAUGUUUGAUGGUGGAGGGGGUGUUCUUGGGGUCAUAGGCAGCAUUCCUCCUCCUCCAAACACGGCGAGUUGAGUUGAUGCCAAAGAGCUCGAUUUUGGUCUCAUCUGACCACAACACUUUCACCCAGAUCUCCUCUGAAUCAUUCAGAUGUUCAUUGGCAAACUUCAGACGGGCCUGUAUAUGUGCUUUCUUGAGCAGGGGGACCUUGCGGGCGCUGCAGGAUUUCAGUCCUUACGGCGAGUGUGUUACCAAUUGUUUUCUUGAUGUCUAUGGUCCCAGAUGCCUUGAGAUCAUUGACAAGAUCCUCCCGUGUAGUUCUAGGCUGAUUCCUCAGCGUUCUCAUGAUCAUUGCAACUCCACGAGGUGAGAUCUUGCAUGGAGCCCCAGGCCGAGGGAGAUUAUUUUGUGUUUCUUCCAUUUGCGAAUAAUCGCACCAACUGUUGUCACCUUCUCACCAAGUUGCUUGGCGAUGGUCUUGUAGCCCAAUCCAGCCUUGUGUAGGUCUACAAUCUUGUCCCUGACAUCCUUGGAGAGCUCUUUGGUCUUGACCAUGGUGGAGAGUUUGGAAUCUGAUUGAUUGAUUGCUGCUGUGGACUUGUGUCUUUUAUACAGGUAACAAGCUAAGAUUAGGAGCACUCCCUUUAAGAGUGUGCUCCUAAUCUCAGCUCGUUACCUGUAUAAAAGACACCUGGGAGCCAGAAAUCAUUCUGAUUGAGAGGGGGUAAAAUACUUAUUUCCCUCAUUAAAAUGCAAAUCAAUUUAUAACAUUUUUGACAUGCGUUUUUCUGGAUUAUUUUGUUGUUAUUCUGUCUCUCACUGUUAAAUUAAACCUACCGUUAAAAUUAUAGACUGAUCAUUUCUUUGUCAGUGGGCAAAUGUACAAAAUCAGCAGGGGAUCAAAUAUUUUUUUCCCUCACUGUACAUAUAUAUAUACAUAUCCUUUAAAAAUAUAUAUUUCCCUUUAUUACUUUAAAACCCCACCACCCCUUCCCUAAUUGGAGUAAACGAGUGAACAACCAUGCUUAGGCCUCUACUUCCAGCUUAUACAUACUAUAUACAUUUUAUGGACACAGUCAAUUUUACAAUAAUUAUAUUUUGUUUGUUUUUACUCCUGAACUUCCUCUACCCUCAACCUCUCCGAUCAUUUUCAUGAUGUCCAUCCGGUUUGCUUCUAUGUGCCAUAUCUUUCUAACUGUUACAUUAGUUAUCUUGUUAUUAUUAGUUGUUGUUAGUUGUUAUUAGUCCCAUCCUUCAGCUCCAUUCAACACCUCCCAUCUAUCGCUUAACACCAUCCACAUUGGAUUUCUAUUUGAAAUAUAUUUUUCAACUGUACUGUGAUGUUUCACAAAAGUUCUGAACCCUUCUAUUCUCAUUGUUUCUACAGAUUGUAAAUUAAAAAUAAACAUUUUUGCUAAAAGUAUUAUUAUAUUAUUGAUUGAUUGACUAUAACUUUUCAGAUCACCCAGUAGCGCUAUCUGCAGGGUUAGCUCCAGGUAAAUAUUGCAAUCCUUUAGCCAUUCCUGGACCUGUGACCAAAAACAAGCUACAAAUGGACAGUGCCAAAACAAAUGAUCUAAUGAUUCUGUAUCUUCACAGAAAAAUCUGCAGAGCUGGGAAGAUUGUAUCCCCCAUAUAAAUAACAUUAUAUUGGUAGCAAGAAUUUUGUAUAAUAAUUUAAAUAGAAAAAUUCUAAGUUUUGAAUCCGGCCUUGUUUUGCAUAUCAGUUCAUAAACACUAUGCCAUGGAAUUGGUACGUCAAAAAUCUCUUCCCAACUAUUUUGCAAAUUAUAUAUGACGGCUGUCAAUCCUUUGGUCCUUAAAUGAAACUGGAAUACUUUUUUAUUUAUCACAAUUUUCUUUAACCAAUUAUGUUUUUUAAUUCAGGGCUGACAGACAAGUUCCUUACUUUUUCCCCCUUCCAGUUUCCUCUUCCAUUUUUGCAGUAAUGCUGCAAUUAUUUGGUUGUAAUUUUGGGUAGAGCAGACAUUUCCAUAUGUUUGUGUUAGCUGCAUGUGCGACAUAACUCCACCAGUCCUACCUAUGAUAUCAUUUAUGAAGAUUAUACCUUCUUUUUUUAAAAUUCAAAAAAUAAUGUAAUUUUUAUCAAUUAGUAGAUUUGAGUUUAACCACAAUAUUUGUUGCAUUAUUUGUUCUGUCGUUUCUGGGGGAUUAAAUUGAAAUUGCAACAAACUUUCUAUGGCUUGUUUUAGAAAUAGUGAUAUUUGGGAGAUUAUUUCCUUUUCAAAUAACUGAAAGUGAGAGGUUGUAAUCUGAAUAAAGGGAAAAAGGCCAUUCUUGAACAUGGGGUGAGACAAUCUUACUAAUUUGCUAGAGAACCAGUUCGGAUUUAAGUAUAACUUUUGUAUGACUGAAGAUUUUAGUGAUAGGUCUAAUGCUUUAAUAUUUAAUAAUUUCUGUCCUCUGAAUUCAUAUUCAUUAUAUAAAUAGGCCCGUUUAAUUUUGUCUGGCUUGCCGUUCCAAAUAAAAUUGAAUAUUUUUUUCUCAUAUAAUUUAAACAACUGUUCACUAGACGUAGGCCAUAAGCAAAUAGGUAAACUGGGACAAUACUAAAGAGUUAAUCAGGGUGAUUUUCCACAAAUAGACAGGUAUUUACCUUUCCAUCGUAGCAAGAUCUUAUCUAUUUUUUGCUAACUUUCUAUAAAAAUGUAUUGGAGUGAGAUCAUUUAUUUCAUUUGGGAUAUGUAUUCUGAGUAUAUCCACAUCACCAUCAGACCAUUUUAUUGGUAAACUACAUGGUAAUGUAAAAAUUGUAUUUUUUAGUGAUCCAAUACGUAAUAUAGUAUAUUUAUCAUAAUUUGGUUGUAAUCCAGAGAGGUUAGAAAAUGUAUCUAGAUCCUCUAUGAGGCUGUGGAGGGAUUCAAAUUGUGGAUUUAAAAGAAAACAUGAAUCAUCAGCAUACAAUGACACCUUUGUUUUUAAGCCCUGGAUUUCUAAUCGCUUGAUAUUAUUGCUGGAUCUGAUUUUAAUAGCUAACAUUUCGAUGGCCAUAAUAAAUAGAUAUGCCGAUAGUGGAAAACCUUGUUUUACUCCUUGUCACGCCCUGGCUCUGGGGACUCUUAAAUGUUGAGCCAGGGUGUGGAUUUUCAUUGUUUAGUUUUCUAUGUUUUUGUUCUAGAUCGUGUUGAUCUAUGUUGGCCAGGGUGGUUCCCAAUCAGAGACAGCUGUAGCUCGUUGUCUCUGAUUGGGGACCAUACUUAGGCAGCCUGUUGGCACCAGUUAGUUUGUGGGAUCUUGAUCCGUAAAGGUUUGGUGUGUGUAACCUCAGGACCUCACGUAUCGUUGGUUUGUUGUUUUGGUUUUGUUCGUGUGUUAAGUACUAAUUAAAGAUGUACGCUUAUCACGCUGCGCCUUGGUCCGUCUCAUCUAAUAACGAUUGUGACAGAAGAUCCCACCUAAAGAGGACCAAGCAGUGUGUCCAGGAACAGACAGCCUGGACUUGGGAGGAGAUCCUGGACGGGAAGGGAUCCUGGACUUGGGAAGAGAUUCAGGCCGGAAUGGAUCGCCGUCCUUGGGAGGAGACUGUGGAGGCGCGCUACAGAGAGGAGCAGCGGCAUCGCAGAGGGUACCGGCCGAGGAGGAAGCCCGAGAGACAGCCAUAAGAAAAUGUUUGGGGGGGGGCUAAAAGGGUGGUUGGCGGAGCCUAGAGUUAGAGCGGAGCCAGCUCCCCGUACUCAGGCUAGGAAGCGUGAGACUGGGCAGGCUCCGUGUUAUGCGGAGCCACGUACUGUGCCGCGAUUGUUCCGGCACAGUCCUUUACGUCCGGUGCUAGCACCACGCACGUGUCGUGCUAAGAUGGGCAUGCAGCCAGGAUGGGGUGUGCCGGCUCAACGCUCGUGGCCUCCAGUACGCCUCCUCGGUCCCGUAUAUCCUGCGCCAGUGCCACGUGCUGUAGCGCCAGUACGAGGCACAGCCCUGUACGUCCUGUGCUGAUGCCUCACACAUAUUGUGUGGAAAUAGGCAUUCAGCCAGGACGGGUUGUGUCAGCUCUCCGCUCCAGACCUCCAGUCCGCCUCCACAGUCCGGCCCGGCCCGUUCCGGCUCCCCGCACCAAGCCAGUGGUGCGUGUUCCCAGUCCAGCCCCGCCUGUUCCUGUCCCUCGCACCAAGCCAGUGGUACGCGUCGCCAGCCCGGUCCGGCCUGUUCCUGUCCCUCGCACCAAGCCAGUGGUGCGCGUCGCCAGCCAGGUCCGGCCUGUUCCUGCUCCCCGCACCAAGCCUGUGGUGCGCGUCGUCAGCCCGGUCCGGCCCGUUCCUGCUCCCCCACCAAGCCUGUGGUGCGCGUCGUCAGCCCGGUCCGGCCCGUUCCUGCUCCCCGCGCCAAGCCAGUGGUGCGUGUGUCCAGUCCGGCACGGCCCGUGCCUGUUCCACCGGUGCCUGGUCCGGCACCGGUCAGCUGCUCCACUCCGGAGUCAGAGCAAUCCGCUCCACCGGGGUCCGGUCCAACUCCAGUCAGCGGAUCCACUCCGGAGCCAGAGCAAUCCGCUCCACCGGUGUCCAGUCCAGCUCCGGCCAGCGGCUCCAGUCCGGAGGCGGUAAGGUUUGGUCCACCGUCGUCGGGUCCAGCUCCAGUCAGCGGGACCAGACCAGGGGCGCAACGGGGAGGUGGAGAAAAGGUGGUGGUCACGCCCGGAGCCGGAUCCGUCUCCGAGGCGGAAUGCCCACCCGGCCCCUACCCUCUUGUGUUUGUGUGGCGCGGUCGCAGUCCGCGCCUUUGGGGGGGGGGGGGGGGGGUACUGUCACGCCCUGGCUCUGGGGACUCUUAAAUGUUGAGCCAGGGUGUGGAUUUUCAUUGUUUAGUUUUCUAUGUUUUUGUUCUAGAUCGUGUUGAUCUAUGUUGGCCAGGGUGGUUCCCAAUCAGAGACAGCUGUAGCUCGUUGUCUCUGAUUGGGGACCAUACUUAGGCAGCCUGUUGGCACCAGUUAGUUUGUGGGAUCUUGAUCCGUAAAGGUUUGGUGUGUGUAACCUCAGGACUUCACGUAUCGUUGGUUUGUUGUUUUGGUUUUGUUCGUGUGUUAAGUACUAAUUAAAGAUGUACGCUUAUCACGCUGCGCCUUGGUCCGUCUCAUCUAAUAACGAUCGUGACACUCCUCUUGACAGUUUAAAACUUUCAGAAAAUUGCCAUUAUUUACUAUUUUACACCUAGGGUUACUAUACAUGAUUUUAACCAAUUUUAUAAGAGAUUCUCCAAAAUUGAAACGCUCCAGGCAUUUAUAUAUAAACUCCAGUCGUACUUUAUCAAAUGCCUUUUCAAAGUCUGCUAUGAAUAGCAGGCCUGGGUUCCCAGAUGUUUCAUAGUGUUCUAUUGUUUUUAUAAGAGUCAUUUUGUCAUUCAAACUCGCCCUUACCGAGUGUCAGAAAUUAGUUAUUUGUGGUGGGACAUUUAUGGGAAAUAAGACUGACAAAUUAAUUGUAUGGCACAUCCACAUUUAAAAUCUUAGAACCUCAACAAAAGACAUAAAUACAUUUCUUACAUUCACAACUUUUAAAAAUAGAGGAUGAGAUGGGAUAGUUUGUGAUGUGACAAUACACACACACACGCACACUGCAAAGCAACCUUGUUAUUGUAAGUCGCUCUGGAUAAGAGCGUCUGCUAAAUGACGUAAAUGUAAUGUAAAUGUUAUUGUGCCUAAAUAAAGAUUAUCACAAAUGAUUGACCUACAAUUGAAGUCGGAAGUUUACAUACGUUUAGGUUGGAGUCAUUAAAACUUUUUUUUCAACCACUCCACAAGUUUCUUGUAAACAAACUAUAGUUUUGGAAAGUCGGUUAAGACAUCUACUUUGUGCAUGAUACAAGUACUUUUUCCAACAAUUGUUUACAGACAGAUUAUUUCACUUAUAAUCUGAAGUUUACAUACACUAAAUUGACUGUGCCUUUAAACAGCUUGGAAAAUUCCAGAAAAUGAUGUCAUGGCUUUAGAAGCUUCUGAUAGACUAAUUGACAUCAUUUGAGUCAAUUGGAGGUGUACCUGUGGAUGUACUGCAAGGCCUACCUUCAAACUCAGUGCCUCUUUGCUUGACAUCAUGGGAAAAUCAAAAGAAAUCAGCCAAGACCUCAGAAAGAAAUGUGUAGACCUCCACAAGUCUGGUUCAUCCUUGGGAGCAAUUUCCAAACGCCUGAAGGUACCACGUUCAUCUGUACAAACAAUAGUACACAAGUAUAAACACCAUGGGACCACGCAGCCGUCAUACCGCUCAGGAAGGAGACGCGUUCUGUCUCCCAGAACAACAGCAAAGGACCUUAUGAAGAUGCUGGAGGAAACAGGUACAAAAUUAUCUAUAUCCACAGUAAAACGAGUCCUAUAUCGACAUAACGUGAAAGGCCGCUCAGCAAGGAAGAAGCCACUGCUCCAAAACCGCCAUAAAAAUGCCAGACUACGGUUUGCAACUGCACAUGAGGACAAAGAUCGUACUUUUUGGAGAAAUGUCCUCUGGUCUGAUUAAACAAAAAUAUAACUUUUGGCCCUAAUGACCAUCGUUAUGUUUGAAGGAAAAGGGGGGAACUUGUAAGCCAGAGAACACCAUCCCAAACAUGAAGCACGGGGGUGGCCGCAUCAUGCUGUGGGGGUGCUUUGCUGCAGGAGGGACUGGUGCACUUCACAAAAUAGAUGGCAUCAUGAGGAAGGAAAAUUAUGUGGAUAUAUUGAAGCAACAUCUCAAGACAUCAGUCAGGAAGUUAAAGCUUGGUCGCAAAUGGAUCUUCCAAAUGGACAAUGACCCCAAGCAUACUUCCAAAGUUGUGGCAAAAUGGCUUAAGGACAACAAAGUCAAGGUAUUGGAGUGGCCAUCACAAAACCCUGACUUCAAUCCUAUAGAAAAUUUGUGGGCACAACGGAAAAAGCGUGUGUGAGCAAGGAGGCCUACAAACCUGACUCAGUUACACCAGCUCUGUCAGGAGGAAUGGGCCAACAUUCACCCAACUUAUUGUGGGAAGCUUGUGGAAGGCUACCCGAAACGUUUGACCCAAGUUAAACAAUUUAAAGGCAAUGCUACCAAAUACUAAUUGAGUGUAUGUAAACUUCUGACCCACUGGAAAUGUGAUGAAAGAAAUAAAAGCUGAAAUAAAUCAUUCUCUCUACUAUUUUCUGACAUUUCACAGGGAAGUUUUACUAGGAUUAAAUGUCAGGAAUUGUGAAAAACUGAGUUUAAAUGUAUAUGGCUAAGGGGUAUGUAAACUUCCAACUUCAACUGUAUACACCUGAAUACACAAACCAAACCAUGGCAAUUGGAAAGUGUUUAGGGUGUCUGGGUUGUUAUGUAAUGUAUUGAUAAAUGGUCAUCAAAUAUGUGGAAAUUAAAAUACUGUAUGACAUUCAGUUUAGAAUAUGUGCUUUACUGCAUAAGAGGAUUGGUUCGUAAGAAACCAAAUGUACUGUCAAGUAUUUUUGUUAAAAGGAAGAACAUACUGUCAUAAACGGGUUAGCUGACAAUGUCACGAAAACGAUGAGCACGAUUCAAGGUGACUGGGAAUAUGGCAGAAUACAAACAGUGUAGUUCUUCCCUCCGCAUGGCAAAAUGUCAGUAUAGGGACAAAGUGGAGUCGCAAUUCAACGUCUAAGACACGAGACGUAUGUGGCAGAGUCUACAGACAAUCACGGAAUACAAAAAGAAAACCAGCCACGUCGCAGACCUCGACGUCUUGCUUCCGGACAAGCUAAACACCUUCUUCGCCCGCUUUGAGGAUAAUACAGUGCCACCGACGCGGCCCACUACCAAGGAUUGUGGGCUCUCCUUCUCCGUGACCGACGUGAGUAAGACAUUUAAGCGUGUUAACCCUCGCAAGGCUGCCGGCCCAGAUGGCGUCCCUAGCCGCGUCCUCAGAGCAUGCGCAGACCAGCUGACUGGUGUGUUUAUGGACAUAUUCAAUCUCUCCCUAUCCCAGUCUUCUGUCCCCACAUGCUCCAAGAUGGCCACCAUUGUCCCUGUACCCAAGAAAGCAAAGGUAACUGAACUAAAUGACUAUCUGUCAUCAUGAAGUGCUUUGAGAGACUAGUCAAGGAUCAUAUCACCUCUACCUUACCUGCCACCCUAGACCCCCAAGCUUGAGGCCCUGGAUCUGAACCCCGCCCUGUGCAACUGGGUCCUGGACUUCCUGACGGGCCGCCCCCAGGUGGUGAAGGUAGGAAACAACACCUCCACUUUGCUGAUCCUCAACUCUGGGGCCCCACAAGGGUGCAUGCUCAGCCCCCUCCUGUACUCCCUGUUCACCCAUGACUGUGUGGCCAAGCACGCCUCCAACUCAAUCAUCAAGUUUUCAGAUGACACAACAGUAGUAGGCUUGAUUACCAACAAUGACGAGACAGGGAGGAGGUGAGGACUCUGGGAGUGUGAUGUCAGGAAAAUAACCUCUCACUCAACAUCAACAAAACAAAGGAGAUGAUCGUGGACUUCAGGAAACAGCAGAGGGUGCACCCCCCUAUCCACAUCGACGGAACCACAGUGGAGAAGGUGGAAGCUUCAAGUUUGAGGUUGUGGACAGGUGUCUUUUAUACUGAUAACAAGUUCAAACAGGUGCCAUUAAUACAGGUAACGAGUGGAGGACAGAGGAGCCUCUUAAAGAAGAAGUUACAGGUCUGUGAGAGCCAGAAAUCUUGCUUGUUUGUAGGUGACCAAAUACUUAUUUUCCACCAUAAUUUGCAAAUAAAUUCAUAAAAAAUCCUACAAUGUGAUUUUCUGGAUUUCUGGAUAGUUGACGUGUACCUAUGAUGAAAAUUACAGGCCUCUCUCAUCGUUUUAAGUGGGAGAACUUGCACAAUUGGUGGCUGACUAAAUACUUUUUUCCCCCACUGUAUUCUUAAAUUCCAUUCCUUACUUAGAUUUGUGUGUAUUGGGUAUAUGUUGUGAAAUCGUUAGAUAUUACUUGUUAGAUAUUACUGCACUGUCGGAGCUAGAAGCACAAGAUUUUCACUACACCCGCAAUAACAUCUGCUAAAAUUAUAUUUGAUUUGAUUUGAUUAAUGACAUCUGCUGGUCAGCAAUAAAAAGCAGCGGGUGAUUAUCAGAUCUACUUUUUAUUUUCUCCACUGUUUUCAGCAAAACUCCUAAACUAAUACAGUGGCCUGAAACUCCUUUGCGCAGUGGUAAGUCGUUGCCGUUAGUAGCCUAUAAUCAGUUGGAAUACCAGGUCCGCAUCUUACAUCAUGCUUCCCUGUUUUCAAAAAUGGAAUUUAAGGCAUUAUUUAGGAUGCUUAAGACAGAAGCUUAAACUAUAUUAAACAAAACAAAUUAUUUGAACAACAGUGCAGAAAGUGUGAUUUCACAUAAAUAAAACUAUUUUCUAAAUAGUGUGCCUUCAACAGGAUUCAACCUCAUACCCUCACAUCCCUGAAUGUUCCAUAGUUCCCUACUGUACUUGCUAAGCUACCGAUCAGGUGAACAUUUUGGUACAAAAUUGUAACUAUAUUUGUAAGUACAGGGUCCAGAAGAGGUCGGUGUUUGAAAGCAGCUUGGAAUCGAGGAAAGCACCGGAAGCACUGAGAAAUCAGUGGGAUCUCACAUUUUGCAACACACGGUUUGAAAAAGCAUGUGACCAAACGAAGCUUCGAAGUACUUCUGAUAAAGUGAUACAAGCAUCGGCACACCGCUUCGAAGGUAGCUGUUUAGCCAUUUUGAUGCAUGCCUCAGAGCUCCGGUUUUAAACAUAACAUCAUUACUUUUCAGUACCACCCAUGACUGUGUUUGCUAGUGAAAGAGACGUGGUUAUGCAUUAAUUCAUUUUCAGUUCUGUGUCCUAGUGAGAUUCUAAGUGAAUAUGUUGUCAUUAUUUAAGACAAUACAUUACAUAUUUCAUAAGGCCUUCUUUUGAGGGCCUAGUUUUACCCUAAUACAGUGGCCUGCAACUCACAUUAUGCUGGCUUGUAAAGUGAUGUGUAAUUCCUAUUGAAAUCUAGCCAGAGUGGGGAUAUCCAACAAUUUGAAUAUUUUAGUCACCCGCAACCUGCGUUCAGAAUGACUGACAGUGCUAGGGUUGGGAAGACUAACAUAUGAGACUACCUUAAACAUCUAAACUGGAACAACAAUUUCAGUAACUGGUGAAAUAAGUCCAAGUAAUACAUUGGAAUAGUUUAGAAAAAUGUAUAUUAUUUAUAUUUGAUUAAUUAAUCAAUGCAAAUACACAAAAAUAUUGAAACAAUUAUUUAUUUUUUAAAUCAACCUUCAAUAGAGCAUGCUGGGACAUAUGAUAAUGAUGGGCGUGGUUAUGGUUAAACUCUGGUUAUUAACACCAACACUGGGGUCAAUUUACACCACUGAGUGUUAAUUUAACUCUCUACAGUGUUAAAUUAACUUUUGGAUCAACACUAGAAAUGUUACACUGAAAAAUCACUGGCCAAUUUGCUGUGUGCUAUGAAAGGGACACAUCUGCAGAUUUCCAUACAUUUCAAAGACCUUUUAGAAUUCUGAAGAACUGUAGAUGCCAUGUCAAAACCCCACACUUAACUCAAAGGUUAUUCAUCGGGCAAGAGUUCUCCAAGGAACCUUAAGAGCUGAGGAAGAACCAUUUAGUUCUCUGUAGCUCAGCUGGUAGAGCACGGCGCUUGUAACGCCAAGGUAGUGGGUUCGAUCCCCGGGACCACCCAUACACAAAAAUGUAUGCACGCAUGACUGUAAGUCGCUUUGGAUAAAAGCGUCUGCUAAAUGGCAUAUUAUUAUUUACGUACUCCUGAGUGGUGCAGUGGUCUAAGGCACUGCAUCGCAGUGCUAACUGUGCCACUAGAGAUCCUGGUUCGAAUCCAGGCUCUGUCGCAGCCGGCCGCGACCGGGAGACUCAUGGGCGACGCACAAUUGGCCCAGCGUCGUCCAGGGUAGGGGAGGGAAUGGCCGGCAGGGAUGUAGCUCAGUUGAUAGAGCAUGGCGUUUGCAACGCCAGGGUUGUGGGUUCGAUUCCCACGGGGGGCCAGUAUAAAAAAAUAUGUAUUCACUAACUGUAAGUCGCUCUGGAUAAGAGCGUCUGCUAAAUGACUAAAAUGUAAAAAAUGUAAUUAUUAUUUAAGAACCUAUAUUUUUUAAAUUGUAGAUUAAACUAGAGCACAACCAGUUAAACUAGUUUCUAUAGACCUGACAGGUAAGGUGUCUAUAGGAUCCUACAGGUGAAACAGCAAAUAUAUGUCCAGUUAGACAAGCUCACCUCAAUAUGUGCAACACUAGCAUUGAGACAAUUGAAAGGUAGACGACUUUCGAACCGGUUAUCUGAACGGUUCACUGAGAACAAAGACCAAAAAGUGUUGACUGUCAUGAUGUUGAAAUUUUUUACAUGGGGGUGAUGCAGGGGCUGAAAAUGAGCCAUGGAGGAGACCUAUGAAGCGUGGACCAGUCUCAGGACAUCAACCAGGUAAACUGAGUGUGGCGGUCAGUAGCAAGGCCAGAGCAGACUUUAGCGUUUGAGACGUUUUGGCAAAAUGUCAAACAGCCUUGGUAUACUGCAGUAAAUUAUUCCAAUAAAAUGAUGGAUCUUUCCUAAAGAUAAAGCUUAAGUUAUGAUUACUACUCCUUUCCACCAUUUGGCCCCUCCCUCUCUCCUCCCUCCUCUCUCUGACAUCUAUCCUCCUCUUGACCUCCUCCCCUCCUCUUGACCUCUUCUCCAUAUAUAAAGAUUCCCACCUGUGAAUCCCCCUUCUCUUUCUCAAAUCAGCUUGAUGUUGUAUGUUGACGUAGUGCCUGACUGUCAAUUAGGAGUAAAGGACUAACUGUUUUCUUCCAUAAAAGGUAAGUGGGUCAUUCCACCAAUUCGGUGCCUUCUGAGAAGUGUAACUUUAUUUUUUUUAAAGUGAUUUUACUAAAUCUUUAUAUUCUGUCAUCAAAAUGUUUUUCCCAUCUCAAAUAAAAUAGAAAAUACUAUCUAAGUGCCAAAUAAAGUAACAGGGUUGACAAAUUCAUCUCAAAUCAGCCUUGUGACAGGCAAAAUGGAAGCUUGUUGUGCGCAAUAGAAUGCAAGCUUCACAAUAAAAGUGUAAUUGUUAAAACAUUUCUAGCCUGUCUACCUAUGGGUAAUAGUGUUGGCGUGUUGAGCUUGACCCGCUUAGUUUUCCACCGCAAAACACCAGAAAAUUGCCAAAAAGAGUAGAACCAGCUCACCUGCUUUUACAGGAUGAUUUGACAAUUAGAUGUAAAAUGUUUCUUUUGAAAAACAAUUUUUUUUAAGGAAUAGUUUUACCAUAUUGAAUUGAGAGUUCAGUUCACGCAACAGGGUAGACCUUAAAAUGAGGUACUAGGGCUUUACAAUCAUUUACAUUUUAAUCAUUUAGCAGACACUCUUAUCCAGAGCAACUUAUAGUUAGUGAGUGCAUACAUUUUUCAUACUGGCCCCCCGUGGGAAUCGAACCCACAACCCUGACAUUACAAGCACCAUGCUCUACCAACUGAGCCACAGGAGGCAAUCAUGGUGAAAACUUUGAGAAAUGUUGGGGUUAAGUGGGUAACAAUCUUCCUAGAAGUCACAUAGGGUGCACGGAGGGAGAUGUCAAAAUACAGCAUUUUGGCACUUUAGCAAGUCUUUAUUCAAAUAAAACAUGUGGUAUAUAUUAAAGUGAUAAGAGAAGGAAAGAAUGGCCUUUCUAGGACUGUGUCCCAAAUGGCACCUUAUUCCCUUUUCUAGAGUACCACUUUGACCAGGGGCCAUAGGGCUCUUGUCAGGAGUCUUGUACUAUACAGGCUAUGGGGUGACAUUUGGGACACAAUCUUGGAUAUGUGAGCGGUUGUUUUCUCGAAGUGCAUCAGUUUCGUGUUUUGCUCAGUUGGUAGUACAUGGCGCUUGCAACGUCAGGGUUGUUGUGGGUUUGAUUCCCAUGGGGGGAAUUCAGUACGAAAAUGUACGCACUGACUACUUUAAUUCGCUCCGGAUAAGAGCGUCUGCUAAAAUGAAUAAAUAUGUCAAGGGCACUUCAUUUAAUAUAACAGGCUCUUAAAAUUCAAAUGGUGCACAAUUUCUACUUGAAAUAUUGAAGGGACGCAAAAGGAACGACAAGUGUUCACCUUUUACAUUUUACAGAACUGUUUAGAAUAGAAUAGAAUAGAGAAAAACUAUGCUAUUGCCUGUAUUAAUGGGGAAAUGGAGACCUCUGGUUUCUGGUUCAGCUCUGGUCUGUGGGAUGGUGCUGACCUGAACGAUCUGUCAGUUCGUUUGCUGACAGCUCACACAUUCUAGAUUUGAUUUUAGUCCCUAGUACAUAAGGAGAAGGAUGUAUUUCUUUAUGAGUUAAGUCUGAUGGUAGAACAUCUUUCUGUUUCUGACACUCCAUUUCUCUCACACACAAGCACCUCUCUCUCCUCCCAGCCGUUUGAAAUAGACUCACCAUAUGAGAGGAUGGCCCCGCCCUUGGCAAGAUCUGCUCCAGGUGAGCUCAGCCAUUGGUGGAGCCAGCUUAGGUUCCGCCUCCAGAACAGGAAAGGGUGGAAAGAGAUGCUGGAUGAAACUUUUUUGCUGCAGAACAAAAGGUGAGUUUCCUAUUGGUAAAAAAGAACAGCUACUGUCAAGUAUUGGUUGAUAUUAUGCUGCAUUCAUAACAAGUAAAUUAUGUUUUGUUGUUGCAUUUAACUGCAGAAAAUGCUGUUAUCGAGGUCAUUUGUUAAGUAUAACAUUGGGCAAAAACGGGUUGAAUCAACGUUGUUUCCACGUCAUUUCAACCAAAAAAAUCUAUGUGAAAACGUAUUGGAUUUGGAAAAAGUCAUCAACAUCAGGGCAUUUCGUAUUUUUUUCUCCUAACUUUUAACCUAAACCCAAUGACAUAGAGAAAUGUUUUGUUGAUUUCACGUUGAAUUCACAAUAGUUGACAACUCAACCAAAUGUAAAUCAAAAUAAGACGUUGAACUGAUCUCUGUGCCCAGUGGGAUGUGACAUCAGAGCUCAGCAUGUGGGAGAAGUCUAAGCUCAGAGAUGAUAGACCGUUUCCCACUAGUAAUUACCAGCUGGAGGGGCGUUCAAGUGGAUUUGCUGAUAUUUACGAGAUGUUCUGAACGCAGCAUUAGAUUUCUAACUUGCAAACACACUCUCUCUCCCAUAGAACAAACAACGUCCCUCUCUUCUUUGCCGCCAAAGAGAACAGUGCAGGUUGCAUUAAGAAACUUCUGGACUGUGCGUCCACUAAUAUCUUUGAGAGAGGUGCUCUGGGGGAGACCGCGCUGCAUGUGGCAGUUAUGAAUGAUAACAUGGAGGCAGCUUUAGCUCUGAUGGACGGAGCACCUGAACUCAUCAAUGAGCCCAUGACCUCUGACCUCUUCCUUGGUACACACUCUCACACACAAUGAACAAACACACACUAUAAUAUCAUAAAACUCACAUAGACAUUCAAUCACGCAAUCAUACAUUCUCUCUCUCUUACUCGCUCUCAAUCAGGCAUGACACCUCUCCACGUUGCCGUGGUGAAUCAGAACAUUAACCUGGUCCGCAGUCUGAUUGGUCGAGGGGCGGAUGUGGCCACGCCCAGAGUCACAGGCCUGUACUUCAGGAAGAGAAGAGGCGGGCUGCUCUACUAUGGUAAAAUGACUGUAUGUGGUCUGUAAGGAGAAAAUAAAUGCAUUUUGGGAAAUGUGGUUGUUUGAUGCUGUUUGCUUUACUUUAGGUGAGCACAUCCUGGCAUUUGCGGCCUGUGUGGGGAAUCAGGACAUCAUCUCCAUGGUGAUCAACGCAGGAGCCAGCACCAGAGCCCAGGACUCCAUUGGUAUGAAACACUUCUCUUUCUUCUCCUCGUCCUCCCCCUCUUCUCUCUUCUCCUUUUUUCAGCAGUUGAAUAUCUCCCUCUCUCCCCCCUAGGUAACACAGUGCUCCACAUCCUGGUCCUGCAGCCCAAUAAGACUAUAGCAUGCAUGGCAAUGGAUCUAGUGUUGGCACGCGACGUUGAGCUGGACCAGGCUGUGCCACUGGACAUGGUGCCCAACUACCGUGGCUUAACACCCUUCAAACUGGCUGCCAAGGAGGGCAACCUUGUGGUGAGGAAGGAUAGGGGGAUAUAAAGAGAGGGACAGUGGGGAACAUGGGAACAGUAAAAAUAUAUAUAAAUACUGUCUCUCCCAGGCAUUCCAGCACCUGGUCAAUCGGAGGCGAGUCGUCCAAUGGAACCUUGGACCGCUGUCCUCUAACCUCUAUGACCUCACAGAGAUCGACUCCUGGGCCAACAACCUCUCUGUGCUGGAGCUCAUCGUGGGCAGCCAGAGGAGAGAGGUACAGUACAGUACAGUACACAAACAUGAUACAGUGUAAUAUACACUAUAGGGAAACUGAUGAUGAUGAUGAUCUCCUCCCUCAGGCAAGGAGGAUACUGGAAGUGACUCCUGUUAGGCAGUUGGUCAGUCUCAAGUGGAACCUCUAUGGAAAACACUACUUUAGGUAACAACACAUACAGUGAUCAUGUUCUGAUGUGUUUGAGAUUCUGCCAUUUGUUUAUUUCUAAUGUUGUUUUAACGUUGUUAUUGUGUUGUGUACAGGUUGUUGCUGCUGCUGUACGUCCUGUACAUUGGGAUCUUCACUCUGUGUUGUGUGUGUCGCCCUCUAAAGGACGCUCCAGAGAAUUACACUGUAUCUGACAGGGACAAAACCAUCCGAGUGCAGAAAACUCUGAAGGUGGGGGAGACAUGAAGGCCCCUUCAUAUGACAGCCUGUGUGCAAAUCCACAAUCAAAGGUGUUCAUAUUAACCCUUUGUGAUCCACGUGUCUUGUUCUCUGUCCCUGUAGGAGAGUUAUGUGACCUAUGGGGACAACUUGCGUCUGGGAGGAGAGAUGAUCAGUGUCCUGGGUGCCCUGGUUAUUCUGCUACUGGAGGUAAAAUAUACAUUAUCCAAUAGUUUUACAUUUCACUUAUAUUUACACUGUAGAUUAGAUCAGAUUAUUGUCUGUCAAUAUAAUCUGUGUUAUUCCCAAUCCCUAAGAUCCCAGAUAUGCUGAGAGUGGGGGCCAAGCAUUACUUUGGACAGACGGCCCUGGGGGGACCCUUCCAUGUCAUUCUGUACGUCAACCUUGGUACCUAUGUAUCCUUUAUUACCUGCCUAGUGAUGUUAUUAUUAUGUCAUGUCUAUGUAGCAUUUAUACCCUGUGUAAUAACCUGUGUGUUUCCUCCCCAGUAUUGCCUAUGCGAUGCUGGUGGUGCUGCUGUGUGUGUUCAGGGUCAGUGGGGUGCAGGGGGAGGCAGUUGUCAUGGCUGUGUGUCUGGUACUGGGCUGGAGUAACGUCAUGUUCUUCGCCCGAGGCUUUCAGAUGCUGGGGCCUUAUGUCAUCAUGAUACAGAAGGUAUGUAAGGGCAGCAGACACACACAUAUGCACGCUCGCACACACACACACACACACACACAAGCAUUUGCAGGACGUUACUGUAGAAUGUGUGGUUUUGCUGUUUUGAUUCCAAUAUUAAACUGUUGUGGCGUUUUGUCUCAUUUCCUCCUAGAUUAUAUUUGGAGACCUCACCAAGUUCAUGUGGCUGAGCUUCAUCAUGCUCAUAGGGUUUUCCACCUGUAAGUACAUUCUGUUUAAGAGAAACUCAAAAACCAUAUUAAUAGUACAAAUAUAUUAAACCAAAUAGAAUUCCUAUUUUUAUUUGCCAGUUAUUCUCUCUCACUCUCUCUUUCUCUCGCUCUCUCUCAGCCCUGUGGAUGGUGUACAUGACUCAGGACCCAGACUCUCUGCCUGCGUACCACUCCUUCCCCAUCACUCUGUUCUCUCUGUUUGAGCUGAGUGUGGGUCUGAUAGACCUUCCAGUGGACAACACCAUCAUAACGCCACCUAUUGUCCAUGUGCUGCACUGCACCUUCUCUGUGGUCGCCCACUUACUGCUGCUCAACCUGCUCACAGCCAUGAUGAGUGAUACACAAUGGAGAGUAGCCCAGGAGAGGGACGAGCUCUGGAGGACACAGGUGUGCCAGACACACACAUUUUGACACACACACAUGCACACACACACACUCAGGAACACACACACACUCAGGAACACACACACACAGUCUCUCCUACAUACGCCAUACAAAUUGCUUAAAACCAUGAUUAGAGUGUAUACAGCAUCCCAAUCAGUGCCAUGUUACUGAUCCUUAUGUCCUCUGUCCCUGCUCACUGUGUGUAGGUGGUGGCCACUACCCUGAUGUUGGAGAGGAGGUUGCCCCGCUGCCUGUGGCCACGGCUGGGGGUAUGUGGCCUGCUCUACGGCCUGGGGGAGCGAUGGUACCUCCGGUAAGACAACAACACUCCUAUUACUGUACUCUCUGUUUUAGGUGUGGUGGUGUUAACAGUGUUUCCCCAUCCCCAUCAUAUACAGGCUUUAUAUUAUAAUGACUCUCAUACUCUGUCUCCGUUGCAGGGUUGAGGAUCGCAAAGACCCACUGGUGCAAAAGAUGCGUCGCUACAUCCAAGCCUUCUCUAAGGAUGAGGAUCAGAGCAAGGAGCGGAAGGAGGAGGAGAAAGGACCUGGAAACAGGAAGUCCCUGGAAUUCUGGCAGAUGAUUCGCCACAGCGCUCUGGGUUUAGACAUGGAACAGGAAGAGCCUGAGGAUGACCUGGAAGUAAGAUAGGGCUGAGGUUUAAGACAGCAAAACAGAUCAUUAUAUUGUUAUUAUAUAAUAUAUGUGUGAUGCAAUCAUGAAUGCAGAGGCGCCAUGCCCAUAGGGGGCACAAGGGC